Messenger RNA from Colius striatus (speckled mousebird), 2722 nucleotides. It is a transcript of the gene RALA, whose product is annotated as RAS like proto-oncogene A. NCBI's taxonomy places the organism in Eukaryota, Metazoa, Chordata, Aves, Coliiformes, Coliidae. The record is from RefSeq and is a predicted model, not a curated record. Bases 304 to 924 code for a protein of 206 amino acids. Gene Ontology annotation, cellular component: plasma membrane. Gene Ontology annotation, biological process: regulation of exocytosis; Ras protein signal transduction. Gene Ontology annotation, molecular function: GDP binding; GTPase activity; GTP binding. The transcript is spliced from 6 exons.
UGCCGCUCCCGCCUCUGCAGCGGACACGGGCUGAGCGCGGCCCGCCCGGCCCCGCCUUCCCCCCCCCCCCCCCGGCGGCGGCCCUCUGCGCGGGGGCGGCUCCAGGGCUCCCCUCGCCCGCCCCGCCUCCACACUCGCGCUCCAGCGGGCAGCGGAGCUCGCGCCGCCGCCGCAGGUUCCAUUUGGCUGGUGUAUUGAUGCAGUCUGCCUAUGGGGAGAGAGAAUCCUUGUCUGUAUUUGUGAAGAGGAGAUGGAGAAUUUGAUUUUUUCGUCUUACACCUGUGAAUUUUCUGCAGUCCAAAGAUGGCAGCAAAUAAGCCUAAAGGACAGAAUUCAUUGGCUUUACACAAGGUUAUCAUGGUGGGAAGCGGUGGUGUGGGAAAAUCCGCUUUAACGCUACAGUUUAUGUAUGAUGAGUUUGUUGAAGAUUAUGAGCCAACUAAAGCAGACAGCUACAGGAAAAAGGUGGUUCUGGAUGGGGAAGAAGUCCAAAUUGAUAUAUUGGACACAGCAGGGCAGGAGGACUAUGCUGCAAUUCGAGACAACUAUUUCCGAAGUGGAGAAGGUUUUCUUUGUGUUUUCUCUAUCACAGAGCUGGAAUCCUUUGCAGCAACUGCAGACUUCAGGGAGCAGAUCUUAAGAGUAAAAGAAGAUGAGAAUGUUCCUUUUUUGCUAGUUGGUAAUAAAUCAGAUUUGGAAGAUAAAAGGCAAGUUUCUGUAGAGGAAGCGAAAAACAGAGCUGAUCAGUGGAAUGUUAACUAUGUGGAAACUUCUGCAAAAACACGAGCUAAUGUUGACAAGGUCUUCUUUGAUUUAAUGAGAGAAAUUAGAGCCAGAAAAAUGGAAGACAGCAAAGAAAAGAAUGGGAAGAAGAAAAGAAAAAGCCUAGCUAAGAGGAUCAGAGAAAGAUGUUGCAUUUUAUAAUCAAAGCCCUCAAUUCCUUUCCUAUCCCGACCAUACUAAUAAAAACCAUAAUUUAUAAGCAUGCUAUGGAAGGCUCAAGUGACUGAAAUUACUCUUAACAUGUUGGAAAUUGUAAUGUACCACUAAAAGCAUGAAUUGGAGCUGCACUGAAAGUCAAAUUCACUGAAGAAAAAUGAUGUUGGCUUCAAGAGAAGCAAAGUUCAGUCCAUUUCAUAAUUGCCUACCUUCUCACAUUUCUUCUGAAUGUAGUGUUUCAUGGGCGGUCUUUUCUUUAAUAGUGAAUGGGGUGGGGGGAAGUAAUACUUGGUGGGUUCUUGUAAAGCAUACUUUUUUUAUCACUGGUUAUUGUCAAUUCAUCUUGUCUUUUGUUGCCUUGAAAAUGACAGUUGUGAACGUGCUACCUAAUGACGCGGUCUGCAGUUCUUUUGCCAGGCAGUUACGCAAAUUAGAAGAGUAACGUAUACGUGAACAGUUACAGUGGGGAAAAUUAGAUGUGGUUCUGCAUUACUUGAUUAACCUAGAAGAGUGAUGUAAUCUUUUACAUUGAAAUAUUUGAAUAUGCCUUAAUUUUAAAACCUAAACAUAGCAGGUCGCUUGAUCAAAGGUAUUAUCUGGAUUUUGCUGCGUGGAGACUGUCCGUACGCGUCACUGUGUGGCUGCCCUCGCCGCGGAGGGCAGGUAGGUCAGUGCUCUCACUAGCUGUCUGCUAGCAGCAGAUGUGUGCCAUGCUGUGGUAUUGUGGGUGGUGCAGAGCAUAUUCUGUCAUCUGUAACUUGGUAAACAAUACGCUAUCUUGAAACUAAAAAGGCAGAAUACAUGUAAGACUAGAGUCGUAAGCCUAUGGCACAUACAAGCGUAGAGUGAUCCUUUAAAACUCGACAUGCUGGUACCUUCAACCUUCCCUUUGGAGAGUAGAUUUUUGUGUAGAUGUUCCUUGGGUUUGAACUCCCUGGGGCUGGUGGGACUGGAGCUGAGUCAGUAGUGCUAAUGUGUUUUGAGUUAUGUCUGGGAAAUUCUGGUGUGAUAAGUUCACUUCUUUUGUGUUCCUGAUACUCAGCUAUGGGAACCUGGUGUGUUAUGCUGAAGUUCUUUGCAGAUUUUGUACCCUUUAGUUUAUGUUUUCAAACGAGGAACACUGUAACUACUUUUUCUAGUUAAUGUUGAUAUUAAACAAUCAAAUAUGCUUUGCAAUACAGAAAGGUUGACCAUGUGCAUCCAAAGUCCCCAAACAAAACGUACUGCCUCAGUUGCUUCAGAACAAGAGUGGUGGCACACGAUUAGUAUGCUGCAUCAUAACUGAAAAUACGGAGGGACGUUUGGACUCUUCUGGGGUAAGACAGGCUAGAUCAGUUCCACAAACUGUUACACUUUUUAUACCUGUGUAAACCUAUAACUGACAGUUUAAAACGUGCUCAAGCGCAGUAGGUAACAAAUAUUUAACUUUCAUGCUAACAGACAUUUUAGGGACUCUAAGUCUUUAGAAGUUAUAUUUGUCACGUUAAAUAUUUAUCAAUAGGGAUUUUGUAUGUGCGUUUAGUAGACUGCCAAGUGCAGAAUUAAAGUUACUUAUGUAACUAUGGCAAAUAAGCCAGUCUUCAUCUUACUGUGUACUCAUUUGGGUCUAUUUAGCCAGGGAGUCUAACCACUAUUGUUGUGACUUUGCUUUGGAACCUGUAUACUGGGAACUGAGGUGUUAUGAAGCCACUGGACACAAACUUGUCUUGGCUGAUGCCUUAUCCUGUCCUUUUAUUUGCUAUUUGAGCCAUUGAAAGAUGAAUAAACUUCCAUUUUUUUUAAA